CACUCCUUAUCGCCAGAGAAGGCGCGCCUUACUCGUCAUUGCGCAAUGCAAUGACGGAGUUCAAUUUCCUAAGCGCCUGGGGCAUCGAGCUGAGCGAUGCCUCUAAACAGGAGAUCUCUCAGCAGGCGAACUCUUUGAGUAAGAAGGAUAUCGAGGAGUACAUCAAGGACUCGGACCUGCGGAAGUUGAAGCACGGCACCUUGUUGCCCAAGGAGCUCACGCGACUCUCCUCCGGAACGAUCCCGCCUGGGCAGUACCUGGUUCAGCUGCAGAAGGUGGCUGACAUCACUCAACCCACGAAGUUCCAGGAGGAGUUUGAGGGCGGCAAGUGGCGGCUCUUGGCUUUGGACCUCUCCGCGGGAGAUCAGCGCUUCAAGGCGAUCGAGUUCGACUCGGUGAAGUCCUUGGGUGUGCAUUUGCCGCCGGGCACCAAGCUGCUGCUCUACUCCACCAGCAAAGAGCCUUUGCGUGUUCAAAACGGGCACGUGCUCUUGGUCCCGAACGCGGUGGAGGUCCUGGGGGGCUACGUUGACGGCCUCGUCGCGAAUUGGAAGGCUGACAAGGAGGUGAAAGAGACGCGCCUGCUGUGGAGGACGGACGGCAUCAAGAAGCACGCGGUGGACGGUGAGGGCGCCCCACCCUGGGUGGACUUCGAUCCCAAGAAGGCUCCUCGCGGCACUGCUCAUCGAAAGCAGUUCGAUGAGGAGAGGGCGGAAUGGCGCAAGGGCAAGGCGACCCUCAGUGUGGAGACCUCCAACAACAGGGAUGACGACGGGCCAAGGUUCCAGAAAGAUGCCUUUGUGGAAGGUGGCGCGCAGGUGAAGACGCAGGUCUCCAGCAACGCCUUUGUGCAAGUGGAGAGCGGCAAGGGCAAGGGGAAAGGCGAAGGUAAGGACCGGCGCAAGGGCAAAGGCGAUCGAGAAGGAUGGGGCCGAGGCAAUGAUUACGAAGAGGAGAAGCGUGCUCCCACGCAGGCCACCUCCUCUCUCGCGGCUUUCAUCAAGCCCACGAAGAACGGGGAGCUGCCUGAGGCGGCGAAAGCGCUGGCUUCAGCUCCGGCGGAUGAGUGGGCAGGCGAAUGGGGUGAGAGCUGGGGUGACGCCUGGGCCGAAGGCUGGGCAGCAUCCGGCUGGAGCGGAAGCUCUUAUGGCAGAAGUAAAGGAGGAGGUGGAGGCGGAAACCGCAAGGGCAAAGGUGGCGGUAAAGGUGGCAAGGGCAAGUGGAGAUGAUCGAGCAGAAGUCGCAAGACGCGCGAG
Messenger RNA from Effrenium voratum, 1256 nucleotides. Lineage: Eukaryota; Dinophyceae; Suessiales; Symbiodiniaceae. The record is from the annotation of a GenBank genome assembly.